This is a messenger RNA of Eucalyptus grandis, 1134 nucleotides long. RefSeq lists its product as uncharacterized. Lineage: Eukaryota; Viridiplantae; Streptophyta; Magnoliopsida; Myrtales; Myrtaceae. The transcript is spliced from 3 exons. The coding region runs from base 608 to 913 and encodes 101 amino acids. The record is from RefSeq and is a predicted model, not a curated record.
CUUUUUCAAAAAGCCGCCGCCCCCACCCCCGGGCUUCUUCCCAGCUCCACUACAAAAAAAGGCGAAGCUCUCUGUCCGCGACCGAGACUCGUGAAGCAGCAGCUCUUACACUUGCAGGGAUGCAGCCACGAAGAAUCAGAGCUUGCAGACGUCUUACCGGAUCAAGGCCGAGUGUGGCAGCAACCAAGAUGAGUUUGAAGCUUCUCGUCGACAAGAGAAACCAGACUGUGCUCUUUGCUGAAGCCGGGAAGGACUUUGUGGAUUUCCUUUUCCAUUGUCUGGCUUUGCCAGUGGGAACUAUUAUGAGUCUUCUCGCUAAAACCGGUGUGGCGGGUGGCUUUGGCAAUCUUUAUGCGAGUGUCGAGAAUCUUAGCGACCCAUACAUUAAACCUAGAGAGAAAGAAGCUCUGUUGAAUCCCAAAGCUCCCAAAGCUCUGAGCUCCGGUUCAGACGUUCUGCACUUACUGUUGCCCAAAGCUCUGCCUUCAGCGCCAAUCAACUACUACACCUGUUCUUUUUCUUGCAGGAGUAGUUUCAGUCCAGACGGUUCAUGCCAUAGCUGGGUGACGGAUUCCCUUCUACGAAAUGUCCUGGUUGCAACAAUGCAAUGAGCAACAAAGUCUCAUGGGUUGCGGGACCAGCUGCAGAUGCGUCAUCCUCAGCGGAGGUACCCGGUGGGGAAAGUGGUUAUGUGAGUGGCUUUACAUACAUGGUGAUGGACGAUCUGGUUGUGAAGCCCUUGUCCACCAUCUCUUCCAAUACUCUCCUCAGCAGGUUGAAUGUGCAGAAAAUCGGAGAUCUUGAAGAGAAGGUGGUCGAUUUCGGCUUGGAUGAGGCCCUAAAGCUGUUGAAUGCUUCUUUGCACUCAAAAACGGUUCUCACGGACAUAUUCAGCGAGAGGAAACAUCAGUGAAAAGCUACUCCUCAUCUUCAGAAACUAUGUUCUCUUAUGUAUUAGCUUGCUGGGGGAGUUUAUACCUGCGAGUGUGACUUUGUAAGAUGUUGAUGAAGCCAUUUAAUCCCCAUUGAGAAAUUAGUCUCUGUUAUGUAUUAGCUUACUCAGAAAUUAGUUUCUGAGUGACGAUUGGUAUGUGGUACAGUGGUGCGUAAGACGUAAGUUGUCUUUAAUGUACA